UUUAGACCGUGAGCUGUGCCGUAGAAAAUAAUGUAGAGCUGUAUAAUACAAAUAGUAAUUUAGUAAAUUUAGCCAUUUUAAUGUUGUAAUUAUCUGUAAAUUUAGCUCCAGCUUACAAAUCCUGCACUGGCCUUUGCGUCGCACUUUACUGCAGCAGGUUUAUUACAACAUGAGAGAGACAGCUAGCCCAAGCUAACAUCUCUUCACACAGAUCAAAACAGUGAACGUAGACAGGUUGUUGUCAUGGAUUCAGAGUCCCAACUGCUAGACCUGAGGACUGAUGGCGAAAGAGGAAGCAGUAACACACAUCCUGAUGAACCUGAGCACCAACAGGAGACACCAUUAGGUACUGGUCAGUGCUCUUCUCCAGGCUUCAGUGCCUCCUGUCUGACCACAGCUGAGCUUCAGCAGCACUGGAGGGCAGUGAAACAGGAGAUUAGAUGCAUUAAACUGCUGUUUGAGAUCCCAUCUGCCCGUACCAUAGAGCAAGCCUCAUCCAGAUACGUGGUCUACCAGAUUGUGGUGAUCAGGUCAGGCAGUUAUGACCGCGAGCGUGUGGCCAUUGAGCGCCGCUAUUCAGACUUCCUCCACCUCCACCAGCAGCUGCUGCAGGACUUCAGCGAGGAGCUGGAGGAGGUCCCGCUGCCCAGAAAGAAGUUGGUGGGGAAUUUCUCAGAGGAGAACAUUGCUGAGCGGCGUGUGGCCCUCUGUGACUACCUCACCCAGCUCUACGCCCGCCGCUACAUACGGCGCACCCCCGCUUUUAUAGCAUUCUUCACACACCCUGAGCUGAAGACUGCCUACGAUCUGCUCCGUGGAGGCCGUUUCUCUCAAGCCCUGGAGGUCCUGCAGAGAGCACUAGUGCUUCAGAGAAAACUGUCCACUCAUGACCCAUCUCUGCUUGUCCCCACCCUGUGUGCACUGGUGGUGUGCCAGAGGGACCUGGGGGAUUUUCAUGAUGCUUUCCAGACGGGCCACAUGGCCCUGCCAGCAGUGAGGCGUUAUGGGCUAAGCCGCUAUCGCGCCCCUUUGCUGGAGGCCAUGGUGGAUCUGGGUUACAAGUUAGAGCACCCCGUGGCUCAGUUACAAGAGGAACUGAUCAAAGUGCAGAACUCACCACAUGGACCAGUGUCACUGAUGUCGCUGAAGGAGCUUGUGGUACAAGAGUUUACGUGA
This is a messenger RNA of Colossoma macropomum (tambaqui), 1176 nucleotides long. It is a transcript of the gene snx20, whose product is annotated as sorting nexin 20. The coding region runs from base 244 to 1176 and encodes 310 amino acids. The transcript is spliced from 4 exons. The record is from RefSeq and is a predicted model, not a curated record. Gene Ontology annotation, cellular component: early endosome membrane. Lineage: Eukaryota; Metazoa; Chordata; Actinopteri; Characiformes; Serrasalmidae. Gene Ontology annotation, biological process: protein transport. Gene Ontology annotation, molecular function: phosphatidylinositol phosphate binding; protein binding.